CUGCUCGACACCAACGUGGUUUCCGAACUCCGAAAAAAGAGGCCCGAUCAUUACGUCAAAGCGUGGUCGGACGCGCAAGCCGCAGACAGCCUAUUUCUCAGCAGCAUCACCCUCGCCGAGAUUCGGUAUGGCAUCGAAAGGCAGCCUGACGCCGCGUUUCGCAACGAGCUUACGAGUUGGCUCGACCAUCAGCUGCGACCGUGGUUUACCGGGCGCAUCCUGCCCGUGGAUGAGGCCGUCAUCCUGGAGUGGCGCCGGAUGGCGGCGCGGGGCCGGGAACAUUCGAUUACGUUCAGUCAGCCUGAUCUCUUCAUUGCGGCCACCGCGCGUGUGCAUUCCCUCGUUGUCUGCACCCGAAACGAGACUGACUUUCGCAUGGCGGAUGUCCCCGUCUUCAAUCCGUGGAAGGGUGAUUACCACCGGCGACGUGAGACAUUAUCCGCAGUCCGCCCGGCUCGUGACGAUGGUUUGUCCCUGAGCACCCAUGCCGCCAUCGGACACUUGCCAAUCAUGAUGAUCGACAUACUCGUAAACGGCGAUAAGCGCACCAUUCCAGAGGCAAGUACCGUGCGCAGCCUGCUCGAAGCAUUGGGCGUGGCCGAGCGGCAAGGAACCGCGGUGGCCGUGAACAUGACGGUCGUGCCGCGCCGGGCCCACGCGGACACCGUCUUGCAGGCGGGCGACCGCGUCGAGAUCGUGCAGGCUGUCGGCGGCGGAUAG
This is a messenger RNA of Geodia barretti, 720 nucleotides long. The record is from the annotation of a GenBank genome assembly. Lineage: Eukaryota; Metazoa; Porifera; Demospongiae; Tetractinellida; Geodiidae.